AUGAAUCGUGAAAAACGAGAUCCCGAUUACCCUGUAGAAUUAGAAACUCAAUUCAUUAUGAGAAUGCCUGAAACGCCCGGAAAGGCUUUGAGUGAAUUAAUAAAAUCAGGAGAAAACUUUAAGAAUAGACUUACCAUUCAAAUAGAAAACGAUAUGAGACAUGGAGAAGUAAGAUUUGACCAUUGGGUACUACAUGCUAAAAUUGUAGAUUUACCUACCAUAGUAGAGUCCUGGAAGACCAUUGAUAGGAAAAGCCUAUAUAAAACUGCUGACCUCUGUCAAUUGAUGAUAUGUAAAGAAGAAGCAGAUUCUUGCACUGAAGAAGAGUCACCAACAAAAAAUAAAAAGAAAGAUCCAUUGAAAGUAGACAAGAAAUUUCUUUGGGCUCAUGGGAUAACUCCACCAACUAAAAAUGUUCGAAAAAGGCGAUUCAGGAAAACACUAAGAAAGAAAUGUACAGAAGGACCUGAGAUAGAAAAAGAAGUUAAAAGACUAUUAAGAGCUGAUAAUGAAGCUGUUAGUUUUACUUGGGAAGUAAUAAAAGAAGAAGAUGAAACUCCUAAAGUUUCUAAAAACGAGGCUACAUUGCCUAAAGUGGAGAAAGGCAAGAGCAAGAAAGAUACACACACCACACCCAAAACGAAUCAGCCAUCUAAAGUUGAGGAUAUUUUUGGUGAUGCUUUAAGUGACAGUGAUGUUGAGGAAGAAAACAUCAGUGUUGAUGUAGAAGACAGCAGGUUGUCAUUCUAUGAGGAACCCUUGUCCGAAAACAAUUCUAUAAAUGCUGGUGAAAAUACUAAGGGAUCUAGUUUUGCUACACAAUUCAAGUCUGAAAUGUUUGAAUCUCCACCAAAAACGUCAUCGGCAAAUAGAAAUCAGUCAACUAAGUAUGAUAGCAAGCAAACUGGAGAAUCUUCGAGCAGUUAUCCGAAUACUUCUAGUUUCAAAAUGCAAGAGCUUUUCACUGAACUAGAAGAACUCAAACAGAGACGGCAAAGGACACAACUAGAAAUAGCUGGUAUGGAGAACAUGGCAUUAAGGCAACGGUUCCAAGAUAUUCUGAAAACUCUAAACAAGGAGAUUAUAACUAAAGAAGUUGAAUACAACAGAUUACGAUCUCAUUUAAAAUAA
Molecule: messenger RNA, 1131 nt
Organism: Danaus chrysippus (African queen)
Lineage: Eukaryota; Metazoa; Arthropoda; Insecta; Lepidoptera; Nymphalidae
Source: the annotation of a GenBank genome assembly